Molecule: messenger RNA, 417 nt
Organism: Schizophyllum commune H4-8
Lineage: Eukaryota; Fungi; Basidiomycota; Agaricomycetes; Agaricales; Schizophyllaceae
Exons: 1
Coding region: 129-365 (78 amino acids)
Source: RefSeq, a predicted model, not a curated record
CCCUCCAACUCUCAUCUCGCGACCUUCUCGUCCCCAUCCUCCCUACUCUCCCCCUCACUCCCUCCCCUCCUCCCUCCCACUCAUCUCGCACUCUCCCUACCCGCCACCUCCCUCUUCUCUUCCCCGCCAUGACGCGCAGGGACAUCCCUCCCAGCCUCGUCCACUCGUCGUCUCAGCGCCGCGCCCUCCCUACUCUCCCUACCCGUCACCUCCCCUCUCCGCGCCCUACCCUCCCCACCCUCGCACCCCUCCCUCUUCUCUUCCCCGCCUCGUCCAGCGCACCUGCAACUCCCUCCUCCCCACCAUUCGCACCCUCGCUCUCGCCUCCGCACCCUCCCCCCUCGUCGGCGCAGACCACACACUAGUGGCCAUCUACGGGCUCUCCGCUCCCCUCCCUCGCACCCUCCCCCUCCCUCG